Molecule: messenger RNA, 1377 nt
Organism: Aaosphaeria arxii CBS 175.79
Lineage: Eukaryota; Fungi; Ascomycota; Dothideomycetes; Pleosporales
Product: PEBP-like protein
Exons: 2
Coding region: 1-1377 (458 amino acids)
Source: RefSeq, a predicted model, not a curated record
AUGGUAUCCGUCAAACCGGCAUUGUGGCAGCUCAAUGCAUGCCUAAGAUGCGUCCGGCCCGUAACCACCACCAACGGAUUGCAUGGUUCAACAACACGUCUCUUCUCUAUUUCAGCAUCUACCCAAGAUCAGAAAGAGAUCAUCCGCGAUGCGAACGCUCCUCCGCCUCUAUCGUCAACGCCAGUGCCCUCCACUACCGCAUCGCAAAAUUCGAAACCUGAGUUCAUGCAGCAAUGGGGUACACUCGAUCCCAAACUCGUUGAGAACAAGCGCGAUGAGCGUCGUCUCAUUCGAAGAGAAGGCAUCCAGCCUGUAGGCUCCCGCCGUCGCCGAGCUGCCCUUCGGCGAUCGAACAUCAACAAGACUCCCGAAAUACCAUUCGAGCAGCUGCCGUAUCAGUGCUUUCAAGAGGCUAGAAAGAUUUUGCUAGAUGAUAGGCGCGAGAAGCUGGAGCAAAUUCAGACGCAAAGUUUGAGAAUCAGUAAUUUACUGUCUCAGGAUCCAUCAGUCAGUGGCGGAGCUCAGGCGAAGGAAGCUAGGUUGAGGAGUAUGCGGAAUCGUCUUGAAGAGCUCAUUAUCUUGGCCGAUAUCAACGACCCAAUAGUAAAGAAGAAGUUCGAGGAUGGUCAAGGAGAUAUGAAUAAACCAAUCUAUCGUUACCUCGCUGAUCAAAAGUGGCGAAAAUACAAAAGACUUGUGCUUGAGCAGCGUCUGACGCAGUUCAACAUUGUCCCUGAUCUGGUGCCUGCCCUGGUCCCCACAGCUGACGUUGACAUUGCUUUUGGUCGAAAGACCAUUGCGCCCGGGGAGUACGUGGAUUCGAUCACAAGCGAAAGCCUGCCCCGGCUCAACGUCCAGUCAUUUGAACCUGGCGAGAAACUCAUCACUGUGGUUGUUGUAGAUGCGGAUGUUCCAGUUGCAGAUAAGGAUGGUUUCUCGUACAGGUGCCACUUCGCCGCCGCUAAUAUUCCCAUUUCGCCAACGCAGACCUCAGUACCAUUCACUAGGAUUCAACACCAAGACAACAAGAUCACCGAUGAAGCGGCAAGGAGUAUUGCACUGCCGUGGGUGGCACCUUGGGCACACAAAGGUGCACCGUAUCAUCGCCUUGUUGUUUUCGUUCUCGAGCAAAAUGAGGCAAAGCCUGUGGACACUCAGUCAAUUGCGAAAACAAAGAGGGAUGGAUUCAUUCUGCGCAGCUUUAUUGAUAGAUUUCAACUGAAGCCUAUCGGUGCCACGCUGUUCCGCACUAAGUGGGAUGAAAAUAUGGCAGGCGUGAUGCAAAGGGCAGGCCUUGACGACCAAAUCAAUAUCGAGUUUAAGAGGAAGAGGGUUGAGCCAUUGCCAUACAAGAAGAGAACUGAGCGCAUGCGAUAA